Pistacia vera is the source of this 2298-nucleotide messenger RNA. RefSeq names its product transmembrane 9 superfamily member 7. Gene Ontology annotation, biological process: protein localization to membrane. The record is from RefSeq and is a predicted model, not a curated record. NCBI's taxonomy places the organism in Eukaryota, Viridiplantae, Streptophyta, Magnoliopsida, Sapindales, Anacardiaceae. Bases 74 to 2002 code for a protein of 642 amino acids. The transcript has 7 exons. Gene Ontology annotation, cellular component: membrane.
CUGGCAACAUAAAACCAACCCAACCCCCUCUCUAAAUCAUCUUUCUUCACUCCACUCAUCUUGCUCUGUAAAAAUGGAGAAACCCAAACCCUCCGCAACGACGAAAAUUAUGGCAACACUUUUCUUCACUCUCCUCUUAAUCUCCUCUGCUCACGCUUUCUACCUUCCCGGUGUCGCCCCUCGUGAUUUUCAACGAAGGGAUCCACUUAUUGUGAAAGUGAACAAGUUGUCUUCUACAAAGACACAACUGCCAUAUGACUACUACUUCUUGAAAUACUGUAAGCCCAAGAAAAUUGUGAACAGUGCAGAAAAUUUGGGGGAGGUUCUUCGUGGUGACAGGAUUGAAAAUUCUGUAUAUCAAUUUGAAAUGAGGGAGGAUUUGCCCUGCAAAGUAGCCUGUCGAAUCAAACUGAAUGCUGAAGCCACAAAAAAUUUUAAGGAAAAGAUUGAUGAUGAAUAUCGGGUCAAUAUGAUUCUUGACAACCUUCCAGUUGCAGUUCGUAGACAAAGGAGAGAUGGAAGUCAGUCUACAACAUAUGAGCAUGGUUUUCGUGUUGGGUUUAAAGGAAACUAUCAAGGGAGCAAAGAGGAGAAAUAUUUUAUCAAUAACCAUUUGAGCUUCAGAGUCAUGUAUCACAAGGAUCUUGAGUCUGAUUCUGCACGAAUUGUUGGGUUUGAAGUUACUCCAAACAGUAUCAAUCAUGAAUAUAAGGAGUGGGAUGAGAAGAAUCCUCAGUUGAGUACAUGUAAUAAAGACACCAAAAAUUUAGUUCAAGGUACUGCUGUUCCACAAGAAGUUGACAAAGAUAAGGAAGUUGUGUUCACAUAUGAUGUUACCUUUAAGGAGAGUGAUAUCAAAUGGGCAUCUCGCUGGGAUACAUACCUCCUCAUGAAUGAUGAUCAGAUCCACUGGUUCUCCAUCAUAAACUCGCUGAUGAUUGUCUUAUUCCUUUCUGGUAUGGUGGCCAUGAUCAUGAUGAGAACUCUGUACAGAGAUAUUGCGAACUAUAAUCAGUUGGAAACCCAAGAUGAGGCUCAGGAAGAAACAGGAUGGAAACUAGUUCAUGGAGAUGUCUUCAGGGCACCAGUCAAUGCUGGUUUACUUUGUGUGUACAUUGGUACAGGAAUCCAGAUCUUUGGGAUGACACUGGUAACAAUGAUUUUUGCAUUGCUGGGAUUCCUAUCUCCAUCCAACAGAGGAGGACUUAUGACUGCUAUGGUUCUCUUGUGGGUUUUCAUGGGCCUAUUUGCUGGUUACUCAUCAUCACGUUUGUACAAAAUGUUCAAGGGCACAGAGUGGAAGAGAAAUACCUUGAAAACUGCCUUUAUGUUCCCGGGUAUUCUUUUUGGCAUCUUCUUCGUACUAAAUGCUUUAAUUUGGGGAGAGCAAUCUUCUGGUGCAGUACCAUUUGGAACGAUGUUCGCUCUCGUUUUCUUAUGGUUUGGUAUAUCAGUUCCCUUGGCCUUUGUGGGUAGUUACUUAGGCUUCAAGAAGCCAGCUAUUGAAGAUCCGGUUAAGACAAACAAGAUACCUAGGCAGAUACCAGAGCAGGCAUGGUACAUGAAACCUGUGUUCUCCAUACUAAUCGGAGGCAUUCUUCCAUUUGGGGCUGUCUUCAUUGAGCUAUUCUUCAUCUUGACAUCAAUAUGGCUGAACCAGUUCUAUUACAUCUUUGGCUUCCUUUUCAUAGUGUUUGUCAUCCUAUUGAUCACUUGCGCUGAGAUUACCAUUGUGCUCUGCUACUUCCAGUUGUGCAGCGAAGACUACCACUGGUGGUGGAGAUCUUACCUGACUGCCGGCUCCUCAGCUCUGUACCUUUUCCUCUACUCAAUUUUCUACUUCUUCACCAAGUUGGAAAUCACAAAGUUUGUUUCUGGCGUCCUUUACUUUGGGUACAUGAUAAUUGUCUCAUAUGCUUUCUUCGUCCUGACUGGGACGAUUGGCUUCUACGCCUGCUUCUGGUUUGUAAGGAAAAUCUAUUCCUCUGUGAAAAUUGACUGAUCCAAAAAUUGCAGAGAAAGCAUGAGCUCUGCCAUGAAACUUUAGAUGAAAAUAGAUGAACCGAACGAGUUGGACUGUUUUGACUGUAUCUGCAGAAAUACACUAUGGGAGUUUGUUUCCCGUUCUUGUCAAAACUCUUUUAUUUUGGGGUAGGAUAGCACUGAGUUUGUUGUCUUGUUUACAAAUAUGAAAAUUAUGAACUUUUGUACUUCUAUUAGUUUCUAUUCAAGAAGUUGAGCUGUGAGUUAGUUGCCUUGUUAUUAUAGUACUAAUCAAUAUAUCAACAUUCACUAUCA